GACUACACAAAACAUCCUUCAAAACCAGAUCCUAGUGGAGAAUGCCAGCCAGAAUUGAGACUGAAGGGCCAUCAGAAAGAGGGUUAUGGUCUCUCUUGGAACCCAAACCUGAAUGGGAAUUUACUCAGUGCAUCUGAUGACCAUACAAUUUGCCUGUGGGAUAUCAAUGCCAACCCCAAAGAAGGACGUGUGAUAGAUGCACAGACUAUUUUUACAGGACACACAUCAGUCGUAGAGGAUGUGUCCUGGCAUCUUCUUCAUGAAAGCUUGUUUGGUUCAGUGGCUGACGAUCAGAAGUUGAUGAUUUGGGACACAAGGUCAAAUAACACAAGUAAGCCGAGUCACACGGUGGAUGCCCACACAGCAGAAGUGAACUGUUUGUCUUUUAAUCCAUACAGUGAAUUCAUCCUGGCCACUGGAUCUGCAGAUAAAACUGUUGCAUUAUGGGAUCUGAGGAAUUUAAAACUGAAACUACAUUCCUUUGAAUCGCAUAAAGAUGAAAUUUUCCAGGUCCAGUGGUCUCCACACAAUGAAACUAUACUGGCCUCCAGUGGCACAGACAGAAGACUGCAUGUAUGGGAUCUCAGUAAAAUUGGUGAAGACCAGUCUGCAGAGGAUGCUGAAGAUGGCCCACCUGAACUUCUGUUCAUUCAUGGUGGCCAUACUGCCAAAAUAUCAGACUUCUCAUGGAAUCCCAAUGAGCCAUGGGUGAUCUGCUCUGUGUCUGAGGACAACAUCAUGCAAGUGUGGCAGAUGGCUGAAAAUAUCUACAAUGAUGAGGAACCAGACACCCCUGCAACAGAACUUGAGUCUACAGCAUCAUAAUGAAGUGAAAAUUUUACUGCUGCUGAUGUCAGACAUUUAAAAUUGAUUUGAUAUGUAAAAACGGGAAGAUUGGUCAAUUUUUGAACAGUGUUGGUUAAAUUUUUUUCCUGGAAAACGUGGACUUUUUAUCUUGAGUAUGCAAGCUUACAAAAUACAUUAGGACUAGAUGUAAUAGUACUAUUUGAUCGUCCUUGAAGCUGAUACUGCACAACUUAUAAGAUAUGGUAAAAAUGGAUUGGAUCUGUACAUAGUAAAGCUUUAGUGAAUAGAGUGAAUGGAUCUGCGAUUGUAUGGAUUUUUCUACCAUGAAAAAUAAAGAUGGGGAAGUGUUAUUGAUAACUACGCUUCACUUAAUUAAGUGAAAGAACCUUCUGCGAAUGUAUGAAUUUUCCUACCAUGUAAAAUAAAGAUGGAGAACCAGU
Lingula anatina is the source of this 1247-nucleotide messenger RNA. Its product is annotated as histone-binding protein RBBP4. Lineage: Eukaryota; Metazoa; Brachiopoda; Lingulata; Lingulida; Lingulidae. The record is from RefSeq and is a predicted model, not a curated record. Gene Ontology annotation, molecular function: protein binding.